AGGCUUGUUUUGUUGUUUUUGUUUUUGGGGGGAGGGUCAACCUCUAAGCAAUGAAUUGUUUUAGUGCAUACAUUUUGAAAUAUUUCCAGUGCUUCAACUGCUUGAAGGACAAGAAGCAAACACCACACGAUAAAUUCCAUGCGCUCAAAAAUAAAGAUCCAAAGCAAUUGAAGGGAUAUAUACACUCGGAACCCAAUAUAGUAAUAGUCGGAGCUGGCGCCGCGGGCUUAGCGUGCGCUGUGGAAUUGAAGGCGCAUGGAUUCGAAAGUGUGCGCAUAUUGGAGUCGUCGGGUCGUGUGGGCGGACGCAUACGCACUAUGAAGUUUGCGGAUAAUUAUGUGGACUUGGGUGCACAGUGGGUGCAUGGAGAGCGUCAGAAUAUUGUCUUUCAGAUGGCCAAGGGUAAGGAGCUGAUGGGCUCAACGCGUGAGCUGUUUUUGCGCUUGGAGUGGAUACGCUCCAAUGGACAGCGACUGACGAAAUCUCUGUCUAAGAAGCUGCUCAAUGUGAUGACCCACAUCUUUCAAAUGCGACAUAAGGAUCUGGCCGAGUUCAAUGGCACGUUUGGUGAAUAUUUGGUGGACAAGUUUACGGAGGAAAUGUCGGAGCCGAGUGCGCAGAAAAUCGAUCGCGAGGUGGCGGCGGAAUUUCUGCGCACCUUCAAAAAAAUGGAAGGCUCAGCUGUGGACACGGACAUGUCUGCGGCUGGCUUCGAGGACUUUCAUGCCUGCCACGGCGACAGCCUCAUUAACUUUCGCAAUAAGGGCUAUCGAGCAUUUCUGCAUUUGCUGGUGGAGGGCGAUGACAUGAACGAGCUGGGCCUGCUGAAGGAUUGCGUGGAGUUCAAUGCGUGCGUAACCAAAAUCGACUGGGAUCGCCUGGACGGCACAGUGCAGCUGAUAACGGAUAAGGGUAUAACGUAUGAGGCGGAUCAUGUGGUUGUCACUGUCUCCCUGGGCGUGCUCAAGCAGAAUCCGCAACUCUUUGAGCCGCGCUUGCCGCUGCCCAAGCUGAGGGCCAUCAAUUUUAUGGGCUUUGGCACAGUUACCAAAAUAUUUGUAGAGUUCAAUGAGCCCUUCUGGCAGGACAACUGGCCAGGCUUUAAUGCCAUGUGGCGCACCGAUGAUAUGUAUCAGCCGCAGCUGGAGUGGGUGGCCGACAUCUAUGGCUUUCAUCGCUAUCCCUUUCAGCCGCGUGUGCUGCUGGGCUGGGCCGCCGGCCCACACACCGACACCAUCGAGAGCAUCGAUAGCAAAAUGCUGGCGCAGGGGGUGCUCUACAUGCUGCGCCGCUUUCUGCCCAAGCUGAAGAUACCGCAACCCAAGCUGGUGACCACCAGCAAAUGGAGCAAGGACCCAGCAUACUUGGGUGGCUACUCCUAUCCCACAUUGCUGUCCAAAAGCUAUAACGUAAGCGCCAUGGAUCUGCUACAGCCUUGCAAUCUGAUGGCCUAUGAGUCCUACGAAUUGCAACAAUCCUUUGUCAGCAUAAUGCCCAUGACAGUGCGUCCCAUACUAUUGUUUGCUGGCGAGGCCACCAGUCCGCAUCAUUUCUCCACUGUGCAUGGCGCUGUCGAGACGGGUCUACGUGAGGCUCGACGCCUUAUCGGCUACUAUAUGAAGGACAACUACUAAACCGAGUCGAAUUUUCAAUUGCAUGUAUAUAUUUUUUUAAUUAAAUGCUUGACACUUUGCCUG
This is a messenger RNA of Drosophila busckii, 1697 nucleotides long. RefSeq names its product spermine oxidase. Gene Ontology annotation, molecular function: polyamine oxidase activity. The transcript has 2 exons. NCBI's taxonomy places the organism in Eukaryota, Metazoa, Arthropoda, Insecta, Diptera, Drosophilidae. The coding region runs from base 51 to 1634 and encodes 527 amino acids. The record is from RefSeq and is a predicted model, not a curated record.